This is a messenger RNA of Ruditapes philippinarum (Manila clam), 2630 nucleotides long. RefSeq names its product phosphatidylinositol phosphatase PTPRQ-like. The record is from RefSeq and is a predicted model, not a curated record. Gene Ontology annotation, molecular function: protein binding; calcium ion binding. Lineage: Eukaryota; Metazoa; Mollusca; Bivalvia; Venerida; Veneridae. Bases 33 to 2630 code for a protein of 865 amino acids. The transcript has 17 exons.
UUUGCAGUGCUUUAGUUCCAGUAAGCUUUAGGAUGAAAAAGUAUUUUACAGUGAGUAUAGAAAGCUCUAUAUAUCAAUUUGUUUUUCUCUUUUCAGAUAUAGAUGAUUGUUCUCCUAAUCCCUGUCUGAAUGGAGGCAGUUGUACAGAUAAGGUUGCUGAUUUCACCUGUAUGUGUAGGUCAGGUUUUUCAAGUAAAACAUGUUCAAUGGCGGAUUUAGGAAUAUCAUGUGCAGAUGCAAGGACAACAUGCAAGGAUACAAAUGUUGAAUGUGCAACUGGAAGUAUAUGUAUUUGUAGAAGUUCUUACUACGAUGACAAUGGUUUUGCUAUAGCCGGAACUUGCAGGCCAAUGUCAAAUCUUCGAGUGAGUAACGUUGGCUUCAGUUCUAUACAAACUGAUAACAUAACAGUUACUUGGGCCAUACCCCAGAAUUAUAGACAGUACAUCAACAGAUUUAAAGUGAUUUGGAGACCAACAAACAAUGUAAACACUGAGUCAGCAGAACUAGCUUCCAAUAGUACAUCAUACACAAUGACAAGAGGAAUAGAUCCUGGUAGAGCAUAUACAGUUACAAUCAUCUCAAUCAACGAUCGGACACAACUAGGAUCUUCUCGUAGUACAUCUGUUGUUAGAUAUCAGUCUGCUAAACCAAGUAUAACAAGUGGAAUUGAUGACUCAAACAGUGAUAAAGAUAUCAGUGGUGGUAGUAUAAAAGUUGCCUGGAUUAAUGCCCCUGGUUACAAAAGUGGCUACAUUGUAGUACUUAAAGAUGGAGAAACUGUAAAGUUUACUAGGACUGUUAACGGCGUAUCUGUAACAUUGUCAAGUUCAGGAUUAAAGAAUGGAUACAAUUAUGAUGUUACAAUUCAAGCAAAAAGUGAACAGUUUGAUAAUGGGAAGACUGAACUGGGUGAAAUUUUCACUUCUGAAUUUAAAACCACUCCAAAAUCACCUGAACCACCAAUAAAUGGUGAAUGUAAAUACCCUACAGACAGUUCUAUAUCACUUGAUUGGGAAGCACCAAUAAAUCCAAAUGGUCAUUUAGUACAGUACAACAUCCAUGUUUAUAAACACGAUAGUCUUGUGUUUAACAAUGUCACCUCAACAGGGACACGAACAGAUAAAACUAUUGGAAAUCUUGAACUUAGAACAUUUUACACAUUUAAGAUAUACACGGUGAAUGAAGUUGGACAAUCAACAAGUUCACUACAAAUUACAUCCACAAACUGUAAAACAAAAGCUAAAAUGUCAGCUAUGCCAGAAAAUCUACAAAUAACAUAUGUUACAAGUCGAAGUCUUCUGAUUUCUUGGGAUAAACCUGUAGAUACGUUCAGCGAUGAGAACUAUGGGUAUGUUCUGCAAGUUAAGGAUGAACAAGUCAAGUGUAAAGAAGAGGUUCUUUAUAGAUGCUCAGACUGUACAGGAAGUUUUCCGACUUCUAAAGUUUCAGGAUUAUGUUCUUUAAAUAAACAGCCCGAUUUCUACAAAACUUCAGCCGAGUUAGCGAGUCAGUUGUCAUACAAUGCAAGCCUUAAUCCUGACAUUAACUACAUAGUUACUGUUACAGCAAUAAAUGACGAAGGGAGAGGUCAUCCUGCUACAUUGACACAAAGGACAAAAGAAGAAGCUCCUCAGACUCCAUAUAAUGUUAAAGUUGUAGGCAUGACUGCAACAACAUUUGAUAUUACUUGGAGUAUAAAUGGACCAAGGCCAGGACUUACAACAUAUAUUAUAAUGCUUACAGCAGAUGUUCCUGCAGAGUCAAUGAACUUUACUGCUACUGGUUUUGCUUUGAGAGAAUACAAAGCAUUUGGAUUACAAGAGUACUGGAAUUACAGUGUCGCUUUGAUGGCCAGUACAUCAAUUGGAAGCAGUAAAUCAGCAGUGACAAAUGAGUACAGGACUUCACCUGCAGCACCUGGCAAAGUUUCCGAAUUUUCUAUAGAACCACAUCCCGAUGAAGACUUUACAAAAAUGAAGAUAUCAUGGGAAAUGCCGACUAUAUUAGACAGAAAUGGAGUCAUCAAAAGCUACCGUUUCGAAAACUAUGAACCAGGGAAUGUGACGGCGACAACAAAUUUUCAACAGAAUCGUCUGGGUUAUAUUUACACAAAAACGGUACUUGUAGAGCCAGAAGAACAAUACACAUUUAAGGUGUUUGCAAUAAAUGAACAAAACAUGGAAGGAGAACACAUUAUGGUUACAACAAUGGCUCCUGCAGGAGUUCCUUUAAACAUCGAGGAAAGUUUAAAAAUGGAUGUUAUCGAUUUACAACGAGAGAAGACUGUAACUGAAAGACAAAUAACGAUUACAUUAGUUCGGGAGUUUUUUGAAGAAUCUACAAAUGGCAAAGUACAAACCACUGGGCUCGUAGUAUGUGUAAACAGCUGUGACUUUGAAGGCGUAAUGACAAUAAUAGAUGUGAAUGCAAUGGAAAAUUGGACAGGAGCAUCAAAGAAAGGUUUGACGUCAUAUCGGGCGACAAAAUCUGACUGGUUAGAUAGGGCUAAUACACAAUGUUCAUGUGGAAGAAAUAAACGGAAAGUAACAAAUAUUGAGUACAUUGUUGGCAUAAUAGAUUUUAUUGUACAUUCAUUGAUUGCAGGGUCGUCAAUGGCCGAGUGGUAA